UCGCUUACAUACUAGGUGCGAAAUUCAAAGCGUGGUGGCGGCGGGGAAAGGCGACUUAUUCGCGCCAAGCAUGGCGACCUUGUUUGAUGGGAUCAGCCAGCAGCUGGACUUCUCUAGCUGUGGAGAGGAGGGGAGCAGCAGUGACAACUCUGAUGACUGCACAUUCAGGAUCCGAAGUCCCAGGAUCUGCAGUCCCAGCUCUGCAUGUAGGACGCCCAGAGUGCAACGCCAACGCAGUCGAAGCAACACCCUAACCUCCCCUUUAUCGUGCACCAGCCCCAUACCUUAUGCUUCCUGGAGCAAACUGAGGCUCUGUGACUCACCAAGCACGCCCAAGAGCCUUCUGUCGAAGUCGUCCCAGCCUUUCUCCACCACUAAGAUAAGUCGCCAUCAGAGGACCCUGCGCUUCUCCUCUGUUGCGCCAAACCUCACCCAUGCUCCUUCUGUCAAUGUGAAUCCUUUCACCCCUGACACAAUCCGCAGGAACAGCGAGCAGCAGUGGAGAAACAGUAGUUAUGAUGAUGACGAUGACUAUGGACGCAGGUCGAAACACAGCCUAACGUCAUCUGAGGAGGAUGACGAAGCCUUUCUCCCACCAAAGAAAUGUCUCUGGUUUUACCACAAGGCCCUCCGUCUGUUUAUCUGGCAGAGGCGAGCUGUCCAGGCGUUCAUGCUGUCACGCUAUGAGAGUGAGUUUCUGGAGCUGGAGUGCAUCGGCGUGGGCGAGUUUGGGGCAGUUUACAAGUGUGUGAAGAGGAUGGACGGUUGCUUGUACGCCAUAAAACGCUCUCGCCAACCCUUGGCAGGCUCUGCCAAUGAGCAGCUGGCUCUUAAGGAAGUGUAUGCACAUGCUGUUCUUGGGCACCACCCUCAUGUUGUUCGCUAUUAUUCAGCAUGGGCAGAAGACGACCACAUGAUUAUUCAGAAUGAAUACUGUGAUGGUGGAAGUCUCAAUGAUGCUAUCAUGAAGAAGGAAGUACAGGGUGAGCUGUUUUUGGAGGCUGAGUUGAAAGAUCUACUUUUACAAGUGUCUAUGGGGCUAAAAUACAUCCACAGUUUAGGCCUCGUACACCUGGACAUCAAACCAAGUAAUAUAUUCAUUUGCCAACGUCCCAGUACAAGUGCAGCAGGUGAAGGGGAGAGUGAGGAGGAAGAUGACGGAAGCACGUCAGCAGGAGUCAUUUACAAAAUUGGGGAUCUGGGUCAUGUGACAUCAACCAACAGUCCUCAAGUUGAAGAAGGGGACAGCCGCUUUCUAGCCAGUGAGGUCCUGCAUGAGGAUUACAGCCAACUCCCCAAAGCAGACAUCUUUGCUCUGGGCCUUACGGUGCUGCUGGCAGCCGGGGCUCCUCCUCUGCCCCAAAAUGGAGAUGAGUGGCACAGACUUAGAGAGGGGCAGCUCCCCAAACUUCCAAGGGAGCUAUCGCCUCCCUUCAGAAGCCUACUUCAGUUGAUGCUGGAUCCAGACCUGACAAAGCGGCUGUCUGCCAGGGAGCUUUGCAAGCACGCAGUUUUAAGGGAAAAGAGGACUGAGAGACUAGCUGCCCAGCUACGCAGAGAGCUCAAUGUAGAGAAGUUCAGGACAGCCAUGCUUGAGAAAGAGCUCCAGGAGGCUCGUCUGGCGGCCUUGUCACCCAAGCAGAUCCUCCCUCCUGGCCUGAACUCCUCUGCUAAGAUCGGGUCUCUACCCAGAGCAGGGAGGAGGCUUGUUGGUAGGAAGACUACACGGUCCAUGAGCUUUGGUUGCCCAGGUUAUGGAGUCUAAUGGGACGUUGUGAGGCCCACAUGCCUGUCCUUUUGCUCUGAUGCAAAGUGGUUAUGUGAUUCCCUUGUACAGCAAUGGUUUUGUUGGAACUGAUUUGAAAUGACUGGAUGGAUAAUCCUUUUGAGUCUUCUAAGUGGAUGCAGUGUAACUGAAGGACUGGAGAGACCUGGACAGCAUUGGUUUCAAAGGACUAAUCUGACUCUGACACUGUUCAGGUGAUUUUCAACAACUUGGAAUUGCUGCAGACCAAUGUACUCAACCAAUUGUUUUUUUUUUUUAAACUGUAAAUAAACAUUUUAAGCAUUU
Messenger RNA from Micropterus salmoides (largemouth bass), 2071 nucleotides. RefSeq names its product WEE2 oocyte meiosis inhibiting kinase (gene wee2). The record is from RefSeq and is a predicted model, not a curated record. Lineage: Eukaryota; Metazoa; Chordata; Actinopteri; Centrarchiformes; Centrarchidae. Gene Ontology annotation, molecular function: non-membrane spanning protein tyrosine kinase activity; magnesium ion binding; ATP binding. Gene Ontology annotation, cellular component: nucleus. Gene Ontology annotation, biological process: mitotic cell cycle; protein phosphorylation; regulation of meiosis I. Bases 71 to 1765 code for a protein of 564 amino acids. The transcript has 12 exons.